CGCGGUCUCCGCCCUCCCGCCCGCAGCUUUCCCAAAUCGCUUCCAAAAACAAUCCGGACUUUCGUGCGCCUGGCGGCCCGGCUCCGCUUCCCCUCCCACCGCCCCUCUCUUCGUCCACGCCGAUUCGAAGUUUCGAACUCCGGAUCCAAUCCCCUCCGCUCUCCCAAAUCGAGCAGGAGGCGGGGGAUCCUAGAUUCAAUUCCUCCCCGAAUCUCGCCACCGGCUUCGCUAUCACGGAUCGGCGGGAAUCCCCGAGGUUGUCGUGGAUUUGGGCAUGCCUUAGCCAGCCUGCGGCGAUCGUUUCGUGGUCGGGCUCGCCAUGUCGUGGCGACGGUUCAACGUUCACCAGGGGGUGACUCGGUCAGGGAUGCGGCCGAUGGGGAGGUGCUCCACGCAGAAGCCUGCGCCAUCCACCGUGGUGGUUAUUGAUGAAGACGAUGAUGGGGACGGUUCCUCCGAUUCAGAGGUUUUCAUAUUUGAUGGCUCCACCGGGGAAGCCCCUGCGGCGUCUGGGUGUCAAACCAAGAAAGGCAACGGCUCCCCUGUGAUUAACAUAGAUGAUGAUGAAGAGGUGGCGAAGGGUACUGGAGGGGAUAAGGCAGGCCCCAGCAUAUCUCGUGCUGCUGGGUCUCCAGCAGCGACGACGCCGGGGCGUGGUUCUCCGAGAAACAGAUAUGGGUUGGAUUGCACAUCUGACAGCUCUGAGAGUGAUUCAUCCGAAGGAUGGGACACUGACUCCAAUGAUGGUGGCAGCUCGGAUUGUGAGAUUCUGGAUGACACAUCUGGGACAGCCCGUAAGAUGUGGGAGACAGCUGCUUCAAGAAAAAAGAUGCCUCAUGGUAUCACUGAGUGCAGAGAUGGUAGGGCUACUGCAUACACAUCAAGUUCUGAGUCGGAGACACAACAAGAUGAAAAUGCAGAGGGCCUCUUUUCUGAGAAAUGCCAUCUAGACGAGAACAUAUUUUGGUGUUUUCGCGAUGGAUGGAACGAAGAUGCACAAAAUGGUACUGGCUGUGCAAAGAAUAGCCCUGCAGAAUGCCAUCUAAAUGAGAACAUGCAUUUUAGUUAUGCCUGGAAAGAAGGUGUGCAAAAUAGUACUGGUGGUGCAAAGGAUGGCCAUGGACCUUCUUCAGUGCCAAAUGCCAAAGAAUGUUUGAAUGGAAAUGUUUCCAAUGGAAAAGAAACAGAAUUUGUGAAAAAUAGUGAUGAUGGUGAAAAGAAUGGCCCUGCAGAAUGCCAUCUAAAUGAGAACAUAUUUCAGUAUUUUAGUGAUCCGUGUGAUGAAGGUGCACAAAAUAGUACUGGCGGCGUAAAGGAUGGCCAUGGCCCUUCUUCAGUGCCAAAUGCCAAUCAAUGUUCGAAUGGAGAAGAAACAGACUGCAGGGCAAGUUCCAAUCUAGAUCCUGAUACGGCCUGUAAUGAUAAAAUGGCUCACUCCCACGAUGGUGCUGUACCUGAAAAAGCCCCAGAUGGAAUUCAAUCUCCUCACCUAGAUGGAACCUUUGUCUAUAGCUUUGUCUCUGCAAACAGGGUGUUUCCCACAAGGUCCGCAGCAGAUCGGAAAGAUGGAAGUCCUCCAAUGUUUGUCAGUACUCCUGAAAAGAUUGAUGAGAAGAUACCUGGAGGCGUAUAUUCACAAAAGGAUCAGUCACCGCCAGAUGCUCACAGCGUAAUUAACAAAGAUAUGUAUUCUGCACAAAAUGAUGGUUCUGUCAGUGGUCAACAAACAGAAGUUCCACCUUUUACCAGCACAUGUGAGUGCUCAAGACAAUUUGGAGAAAACUGUCCACAGGUACAAGCUAACUCUUGUGCAUAUGCUGCAGCCUCCAUUAAGAAUACUUUUGUAAAUGUCACAUCAGGGAGUUUCUCUUUAUCUUGGAAGGAUGUGGUUGAUGAUCCUGAAAAAUCAGGACACCUUACUUUGAUUCAAGAUGCUUCAGGCUUUCGGGAUGGUUUGAUUGGUGAACGUGAAAAGCACAAAGAAUCUGUUGAGUACAAACGGGCAGCAGAGGAGGAGUGGGCAUCCAGACAACGUCAAUUACUAAUACAGGCUGAGGAAGCAAAGAAACUGCGGAAGAGAAAGAAAGCUGAAGCUUUACGAUUGCUUGACAUGGAGAAGAGACAAAAGCAAAGAUUACAAGAAGUCCGUGAAUCACAGAGAAAGAAUGAAGAAGAUAUACAGCUAAAGGAGCAGUAUCGAGGCAUAGUAAGAAAGGAGCUCGAAGAUACGGAAAAGAGAUAUAGUGAUAUGGCUUCAAUAUUGUGUGUGUUAGGCAUCCCUGUUGAAGGUGGUCAGGUUAAAGCUGCCUAUAAGCAAGCUCUUCUGAAAUUCCAUCCAGACAGGGUAUCCAGAAGCGAUAUUUAUCAACAGGUCAAAGCAGAGGAGACAUUCAAGUUUAUUUCACGCCUGAAAGAGAAGCUACCUCGUCUUCUUUGAUAGCAUAUUCCAGAUUGCGCAAACCAUCCCCAACCCUAUCUUUUUGUGCGUGUGUAUUCUCCUUGCGUAGGCAGAAAUCUUACAUGAAGAUCCAGAGUUCAGAAGAUAUUUAUUAUCCUUAGAACUAGGGCUUAGCAUUCGUUAAACUUGUGGUAGGCAUUCAUGUUAGCCGUGGCAUGAGAUUAAUACUCUUUUCUUGGUUUGUGACGGGAAAUGAUUGUACAGGACAGAUGGCAGAAAGAUCAUUCUCUUCCAGACGGCCUUUCAUAGUUUAACCGACAGAAUACCUUGGUGUCAUACAUUUGUAGUUAAGCUCUUUUGUAUGCGUUUUCACAUGACCGCAUUUGUAGUAAUGGGUAUGUACGAGACAUCAGAACAUCCCACAUGAAAUAUCUCAGACGUGUUUCUUUUA
Phragmites australis (common reed) is the source of this 2849-nucleotide messenger RNA. RefSeq lists its product as uncharacterized. The record is from RefSeq and is a predicted model, not a curated record. Bases 320 to 2437 code for a protein of 705 amino acids. The transcript is spliced from 5 exons. Lineage: Eukaryota; Viridiplantae; Streptophyta; Magnoliopsida; Poales; Poaceae.